AUGGAUUCCUCCUCCCAACGCUUUCCACCACCAACACUCGCCACUGCCAAUCUGCCUCUCUUGGCCCCACCUACCAAGAAUGCAUGUGGUAGGCCCUGCGGCUCAAAGAACAAGCCUAAGUCUACCUCCCUCUCAGGUCAACCAGUUAAGCCCUCUGUGAAGCUUGUCACCAUCAACAUUGUUCCACGUAUGGAUGUCAUGGAGACCAUCCUUGACGUUGCUCGUCGUGACCAUGUUAGCGUCGUCAUUCUCAAUGCAUUUGGCACGAUAAAAAAUGCGACUGUUUGUGACUCACCACAAGGUGUCCCUACCUUGCUCAUUGGACCCUUCUCCAUGCUCUCCUUCACUGGCUACUACUUAUACAAUAACCAGUAUGCCCUUCACCCAGGAGCCACCCCUCCCCCUCUGUUUUCCUUUGGGAUCAAACUAUGCAUAUCUCAUGGGCAGGUCUUCAACGGACUUAUUGGCGGCAGCGUCAUUGCCGGUGAUAAUGUCAGCCUCAUGGUCUCCACCUUCAGAGAACCAAAUAUUAGCAAAUUUAUUCCCGAAGGAAAAGAAGGGAACAACAAUGACAACAAUGCAUAA
Messenger RNA from Glycine soja, 585 nucleotides. RefSeq names its product AT-hook motif nuclear-localized protein 19-like. The transcript has a single exon. The coding region runs from base 1 to 585 and encodes 194 amino acids. The record is from RefSeq and is a predicted model, not a curated record. NCBI's taxonomy places the organism in Eukaryota, Viridiplantae, Streptophyta, Magnoliopsida, Fabales, Fabaceae. Gene Ontology annotation, molecular function: DNA-binding transcription factor activity; minor groove of adenine-thymine-rich DNA binding. Gene Ontology annotation, cellular component: nucleus.